AGCCGCGGUCGCCGCCGCCUGACGUUGGGGCCAUGGCGGAGCGGCUGCUGCUGCGGGCGCGGCGCGGCGGUCCCGGGACCCGCGCGGUGUCGCUCCACGGGAGGCGGCUGCAGCGCGUACCCCGGGGCCUGGCGAGCCUCCCGGGGCUGCGGGCCCUGAGCCUGCGCGACAACGAGCUGCGCGGUCUGCCCGUGGAGCUGGGCGGCCUGAGCCGGUUGAAGGAACUAAAUUUGGGAAACAAUAUAUUUGAGGAAGUUCCAGAACAGCUGAAAUAUCUCAGUUCACUGCAAAAGCUUCACUUGUUUGGAAAUAAGAUUACUACAAUAUCGCCCGCAAUAUUUGAUGGAUUAGAAAAAUUGAUACUUCUCAAUCUGAACAACAACAAGCUUAAAUAUCUUCCUCCAGAAAUACACAGGUUAGAAAAUCUUAAAAACAUGAAUUUAAACAAUAACCAGCUGGAAAGUAUUCCCAAAGAGCUAUGUUCCUUGCAAAAGCUCUCUGAACUCCAUCUGUCUCACAAUUGUCUCAUCACAGUACCUGAAGAGAUUGGAUACAUGACGAAUCUCAGAAUGCUGUGCCUGUCAAGAAAUCAAAUAGGAGUGCUCCCUGACGGCCUUUGCAAAUUGAGAAAACUAAGAAUUCUAGAUGUAGCAGGGAAUAAAAUUCAGAUUUUCCCAAUAGCAAUGGAGGACCUUAUGCUGAUGGAACUUUACUGUGAAGAUAAUCCAUUGCUGCAGAAACAGCCUCUUUCUGCCAUACAAGAGGAAGAAGUUUGGUCUCUUAAGGAAAUAGUGGCAAGAUUUAUUUUCAGUCAGUUAACCAAAGAGGACUCCAUUCUACAUACUUCAGUAAAACAGAACUUGGAAGCAUGCAAUAUACUUUCCAAAAAACAAGAGUGUGCUCAGUGUGGGCAAGGAUUCCUGAAUAUAUGGCUGGAAUGUGUACGUUUUGUGAAUGUCAGACAGCUCUCGGGCUAGGCUGAGGUAAGGUCAGGAAGGUAGGCAAAUAUGACAGAAAGCGAGGUCCAGAAAAAACUGGAAUUAGCCAGACUGGAAGCUGAGGAAAGAAAGAAGGAACAUGAAAGACGUCUGGAAUUCAAACGGAUGGAAAUUGUUGCACAAGUGGCCAGAGAAAAAGCUGCUAGGGAAGAGAGGGAAAGAGAGAGGUAGAAUGAACUGGAUGAGAAGGAAAGAGAGAGGCAGCAUGCUCAGAAGGAGAGAGAAAGAGAGAGGAAGUAUGAACUGGAGGUGAUGGAGUGGAAAUGACGGAACCCUUCAGCAGCUGGCUCCACUUCCCCAAAAAUCCACAAAUGAAAGCGACUAUGUCCACAGUAUAAGGAAUCCAGUGAUAUUGCUGAAUAUUUCAUCACCUUUGAGAGACUGUGCACCCACCAUGCAAUUCCUGAAGAUCAAAAAAUGACCACAUUGACUGGGUACAGCAAAAUUGACUGGAAGAGCUCUGGACAUAGUCAACAAGAUGCUAUUGAAGAUGCUUCUGACUAUGGUAAAUUUAAAGAUUUGGUUUUAAAACAAUUUCAAAUUACACCUGAAACUUGCAGAGUAAAAUUUAGAGCCCUUAAGAGGGACUUAGUAAUGUGGCUUAUGUAAACCAGAUGAAAGAUCUGUUAGAUAAAUGGAUCAAAGGAAGGGGCGUAACUAUCUUUGAAGGAAUAUGUGAUUUGGUUGUACAGGAGCAGUUCCUGACUAUGACCAAUGAUGAUGUAAAACAGUGUUUAUGGGAUAAGAAAAUGGACUCAGCAGAAAGUCUUGCUUCUUAUGCUGAUCAAUACAAGAAGUCCCAGACCACCAGAGAGGCGGGGCAAAUCGGAACAAAACGGGUAGAGGUAGCAGAGAGGAACAACCCUGGUUGCAGUUUGGGCGGAUACCAGAAAGGACACCUUGAGACCAUACAAUACCACCAGGGGCAGCCCAAGGCCCCACCUACACUCCAAAGAAAAUCC
This is a messenger RNA of Dermochelys coriacea (leatherback sea turtle), 1960 nucleotides long. RefSeq names its product leucine rich repeat containing 69 (gene LRRC69). Gene Ontology annotation, molecular function: protein binding. The record is from RefSeq and is a predicted model, not a curated record. NCBI's taxonomy places the organism in Eukaryota, Metazoa, Chordata, Testudines, Dermochelyidae. The transcript has 8 exons. Bases 33 to 977 code for a protein of 314 amino acids.